AUGCCGGUCGAUCAUUCAUUUUUGGUUAACGACGGCGGGAAUGAUAAUGAUGAUCCCGAUGAGGAUAACCAAUCCAAAGACGACGAAUCCUUCAGGGGUUUUUCAGACACGGAACAAGAAGCAACUGCAGUAGUUAAACAGCGAAUCAUGAGCAUCCAGCGGAACAUUUUGCAUCAAGGGCAACUGUCUCUAGCGCUGCUGACAGUGAUGCAACACAAAUUGUCUGCAGCAUAUCAGGAGUACAAUGGAUUUCACAGCAAGGUGAUGGCGCUAAUCCCGGAUGCGACUGUGUACCGACAAGCAGAAAUUUACCAGGAUUUCGAAGACCUUUUUAACCUGGUCUCAACGAAUGUAGAGGAGCUACUACUGGUUGCAAAGGACCGAGCAGCCUCAGCAGCGGGUUCAAAACAACAAGUCAUCAUCCAACAGCAGCCUCUAAAAGCGCCAAUUCCUACGUUUGACGGCAGUUACCCCAACUGGCCGAAAUUCAAGGCCAUCUUUUUGGAUCUGAUGGCCAACUCGAGUGAUACUGAUGCCAUGAAACUGUAUCAUCUUGACAAGGCUCUCGUCGGUCAAGCAGCCGGAAUACUAGACACCAAGGCGCGUAGCGGUAGUUAUCAACAAGCCUGGGCCAUUCUCACCGAGCGAUUUGAAAAUUUGCGUGUGAUUGUGGAAUCACACCUCCGGAGUUUGCUGUCGCUCAAGAAGAUGACGUCCGAAUCUCACAAAGAGCUGCGAUCACUGGUGAACGAGGUUACCCGCCAUGUAGAGAGCCUACGCUACCUUAAGCAAGAGAUGACCGGUGUGUCGGAGCAUAUGACCGUGUUCUUGGUUGUGAAUGCCCUCGACAAGUCGACACGAAAGGCUUGGGAGUCCACACAACGAAAGGGAGAGCUUCCAAGUAACGAGCAAACCAUCAAGUUCCUGACAUCCAGAGCCGAAAUUCUGGAGAACUGUGAAGCCGCGUACCAGAUACAAGUUCCAGCAGCGAAUAAUCCAAAAUCAACAGCCUUAUGGCCGAAACCGUCUCAGAAAAGUUAUGCAGCCUCAGCAAAUCCAACGAAGACCGAACCAGCUUGUGACUUUUGCGGCGGUGUCAACCGCAACUUCCAGUGCUCGACCUUCAUCUCUUUGUCCACAUCCCAGAAGAGAGAGAAGGUGCGAAUCGCUGGGCUUUGCUACAACUGCCUACGGAAAGGACACCUCACCAGAAGUUGUUCUUCCGCCAAGUCGUGUCGCAAGUGUGAGGCUCGUCACCACACUUUGUUGCACGAAGAUGUGGCGCCAGUUCCAGAGCGUGACGUCCAACCCAAAGCAUCGGUGGUAACCAAAGCGCCUAUACCGCAACCACCAUCCAUCGAAGAACCGAAAGCAACCACUACGAUAGACCACCAAGUGUCUACAUCCUGCUCCAGUUAUUUCGCCACCAGCGCGAAAACCGUACUACUGCUCACCGCAGUGGUAGAUGCCAUUGACAAACACGGCCAACCUCAUCCCUGUCGCGUCCUCCUUGAUAGCGGCUCCCAAGUAAACUUUAUUACGGAGGACAUGGCCAACCGUUUGGGAGUCAAGAAGCAGCGAGCCAACGUUCCCAUUACCGGAAUCAACGAGUUGCGAAGCCACGCUCGUGACAAGGUGAUGGUCAAAUUCCGAUCCAGAGUGUCUACAUUCUUCUGUAAUCUCGAGUGUCUGGUCACAGCCAAAGUGACUGGAAAAAUCCCCACCACCAAGAUUGACAUCAGUGGAUGGCGUCUUCCGGAAGGAAUAGUUCUAGCCGAUCCAGCGUUCCACACUCCCGACAAGGUGGAUAUGCUGAUCGGUGGAGAGUGGUUCUUCGAGAUCCUGAAGCCAAGGCCUCUAAGUUUGUCCGACAAGCUGCCACAGCUGCGAGAAACUCACCUAGGGUGGAUCGUGGCCAAUGUCCUUAAAGAGUCGUACUUCGCCGACGCUCCAGUGCAGCACUCCAACCUGGUCUCCAUCGAAGAAGUCGAAACCAUGAUGCAGCGGUUCUGGCAAGUCGAGCAAUUGCCGGAUAUCCCCAAGCUCUCCAGAGAAGAAGAAGCCUGCGAAUCCCACUUCCUGUCCACAUAUAAACGAGACCCAACAGGGAGGUUUGUGGUACAACAACCAUUCAAAGAAACCGUUGCCAAGCUGGACGAUUGCCGAGAUUUAGCACAGAAGCGAUUCCUGAUGCUAGAGAAGAGAUUGUUACGUAAGCCCGAGCUCCAGACCCAGUAUAUUGAGUUCAUCCGAGAAUACGAAACUCUCGGUCAUUGCCAUGAAGUGAUCGAAUCAGAUGAUCCGCCGGACCAGAAAAAUUUUUACCUGCCACAUCACGCCGUUUUGCGUCCCUUCAGUUCAACCACAAAAUGUCGAGUGGUAUUCGAUGCCAGUGCGAAGUCGUCCCCAUCCAAUCUUGCGUUGAACGACGUACUCCUCGUCGGUCCGGUAGUGCAAAGCGAGCUGUACUCCAUUAUGCUUCGAUUUCGCACCCAUAAAGUAGCUUUCACAGCAGACAUUUCCAAAAUGUAUCGGCAGAUUCUGAUGGCACCUGAACAUAAACACUAUCAACGAAUCUUCUGGCGUGAACGAACGUCUCAACCGUUGCGUGUACUGGAACUGGACACCGUUACUUAUGGCACAGCAUCGGCACCAUACCAAGCAACGCGGUGCCUGACACAAUUGGCUGCGGAAGAGAAGGAUGAUUACCCGAUUGCAGCCGAAAUAAUAAAAACCGAGGUCUACAUGGAUGAUACGCUAUCUGGUGCCGAUUCAGUGUCGGAAGCUAUCGAAGUACAACGGCAACUGAAACAGCUGUUGGCACGCGGUGGCUUUCCCAUCCACAAAUGGUGUUCCAAUUCUUCAGAGUUCCUCCAACACGUGCCACCCGAAGAACGUGAGCCCCAAGUGCCGUUGAAAGAAUGCGGAGCGAAUAAAGUCAUCAAGGUCUUAGGUCUGCUCUGGGAUCCAGAGGUAGAUGCACUACUCCUCGCUAACCAGAUCAAGCCAGUGACAAGAGACGUUGUGACCAAGCGGUUGAUCUACGCCGAAGUCGCCAAAUUUUACGAUCCUCUCGAACUAUGUGUGACAAACAACAACGUGAUGGCCUAUGAGUUACACGGAUUCUCUGAUGCUUCGGUCGUGGCGUACGGAGCCUGUGUGUAUGUGCGGAGCAUAUUUGCCGACGGAACGGCAAAGAUGGCUCUUCUGACCAGUAAGUCUAAGUUGGCCCCCCUGCACGAUUUGUCAAUCCCACGGAAAGAGUUGUCUGCUGCCCUCCUGCUGUCUCAUUUAGUGAAGAGAGUAACCGUCGAGUUGAGCAUGAAAUUUCUAGAAGUCGUUCUGUGGUGCGACAGUACAAUUGUUCUAGCCUGGAUCAAAAAACCGCUGAAUGAACUUGAGUUGUUCGUCCGUAAUCGCAUUGCUUUAAUCCAAGAAGAAACCGAUGGUUUCAGAUGGGAGUACAUCAACACCGAAAACAAUCCCGCCGACAUCGUUUCCCGUGGCCAGCUUCCCGAGAUCCUCAGUAGAAACAACCUCUGGUGGCACGGUCCUGAAUUCCUCGCCUACGUAAUCUAUCAGAUUCGACCGCCUGCAGCCGUUCUAGAUACAGAUUUGCCAGAAAUGAAAACAGUCCUAGCCGCACCCACCGUGAAAAUCGAACCACUUCCAAUUUUUUCCCGAUACAGUAGCUUUCGCAAACUUCAACGAGUCAUCGGUUACAUCCUGCGGUUCGUGGACAACUGCCGUAAGAAAUCUGUCGACCGUGAAACUCGUCGAAAUUUGACCGUCCGUGAACUGCGCAAAUCGAAAGAAGCUAUAAUCAAAGUGAUCCAGAUCGUCCACCUGGGGGAUGAAAUUCAGCGAGUUAUACACAAACUACCCUGCAAAAGGAUUGGCAACCUCCGACCUAUCUUCCAAGGCGGACUGCUUCGAGUAGGGGGUCGCUUAGACCGCUCACAACUCCCUUUCGAAAGUCGACAUCCUAUCAUACUGCCGGACAAGGACCCUCUGGUGCGUAUGAUGAUCCGUGAAAUGCACGUUGAGCUACUUCACAUCGGUCAAAGUGGGUUGAUGAACGCCAUGCGGCAACGAUACUGGCUGCUAAAUGCUCGAUCCACUAUCAGGCAAAUCACGCGGCGUUGCGUGAGAUGCUUUCGAUGCAAUCCAACCGACACGACUCAAUUGAUGGGCAACCUGCCCUCCGCGAGAGUUGUUCCGUCACCGCCCUUCGCAGUCACCGGUGUUGACUUCGCCGGUCCAUUCUGGGUCAAACAAGGAUCGCGACGACCUACUCUCGUAAAGGCAUAUAUAGCCGUAUAUGUCUGUAUGGCUACUAAGGCCGUUCAUUUGGAAGCAGUGUCCGACCUCAGCACCGACGCUUUUCUGGCAUCCUUGAGAAGGUUCAUCAGUCGCAGAGGAUGCAUUCAAGAGUUACAUUCCGACAACGCCACGAAUUUUAAGGGAGCAAACCACGAGAUGCACGAGCUCUACAAUCAGUUUCGUGAUCAGCAAGCGGUCCAACGCAUCGAGCAGUUUUGUCACACACGAGAAAUCGAGUGGCACUUUAUCCCGCCGGACGCCCCCGAGUUUGGCGGACUUUGGGAAGCGGCGGUCAAGUCCGCCAAAACACACCUCAAACGUAUCGUAGGGAACGUCAAGCUGAUUUUCGAGGAGUUUUCAACUGUUCUCACCGAAAUUGAAGCUGUGCUGAAUUCGCGGCCCCUGUUCGCCGUGUCUAACGAUUCUGCUGACCCGUUGGUGAUUACACCGGCGCACUACUUGAUUGGCCGUCCUCUCACCGCCUUGGCCGAACCAUCAUUGGAAAACCUGAAGGUUAAUCGUUUGGAUCGAUGGCAGCAUCUGCAGCUCAUGCGUGAGCACUUUUGGCGUGCCUGGAGCCGAGAUUACCUCAACACGCUACAGCCUCGGAAAAAGAACUUACGAACCAUGCCAAAUAUCUGCAUCGGCAUGAUUGUUCUGCUUCAUGAUCGCAUCCAGCCACCACUCCAUUGGAAGUUGGGGAAAAUAACAGCUGUUUAUCCAGGCGAAGACGGGCUAGUGAGAUCGGUCGAUGUGUUCGUCGAUGGUUCAACUUAUCGCCGCCCUAUCAACAAAAUCUCCGUUCUUCCCAUUGAAGAUAAUCAACCGAAAUCUGUAUCAUCUGUUGAGUGAGCUCAACCGGGGGGAGGAUGUUCGGUAUCGCCGAAAGGUAACCCCACCAACAAAAACUAGUACCCCUUAUCACCACCGACUCUAUAAAAGGAGAACCCCUAGCAAGCUUAAGUUUAGUUUGAUUUUCACCUCCAACCUGUAAACAUCUUCAGAAAAUAAACAGUUAGCAGUAUAAGUGUUCUAGUAUUCAUUACACCACCAACCAGCCAGGUGACGAAGCAUCCACUGGACAAUUGGAUACCCAGCCAAUUUUCAAGCGAUUGAGCUUUCUACCAACCGGAACGUUCCCCAAG
Molecule: messenger RNA, 5468 nt
Organism: Topomyia yanbarensis
Lineage: Eukaryota; Metazoa; Arthropoda; Insecta; Diptera; Culicidae
Exons: 3
Coding region: 1-5175 (1724 amino acids)
Biological process (GO): proteolysis; DNA integration
Molecular function (GO): nucleic acid binding; aspartic-type endopeptidase activity; zinc ion binding
Source: RefSeq, a predicted model, not a curated record